AUGGCGAGUUUCGCUCCUGAGGCCAAAGUCACAAUCACCACAACCCACGUAUGCAAAUGCACAGCAUGUUUUCACACGUCAAGCUCAGAACUUCGACAGUGCGCUCUUCAGGACCACAGUUUGGUGGUAGUUGCUGAUGCCUGGCGAUUUGACAGAUGA
Messenger RNA from Parastagonospora nodorum SN15, 159 nucleotides. RefSeq lists its product as hypothetical. The transcript has 2 exons. Lineage: Eukaryota; Fungi; Ascomycota; Dothideomycetes; Pleosporales; Phaeosphaeriaceae. The coding region runs from base 1 to 159 and encodes 52 amino acids. The record is from RefSeq and is a predicted model, not a curated record.